This is a messenger RNA of Leguminivora glycinivorella, 416 nucleotides long. RefSeq names its product insulin-related peptide 2-like. The record is from RefSeq and is a predicted model, not a curated record. Gene Ontology annotation, cellular component: extracellular region. Gene Ontology annotation, molecular function: hormone activity. The transcript has a single exon. Lineage: Eukaryota; Metazoa; Arthropoda; Insecta; Lepidoptera; Tortricidae. Bases 1 to 315 code for a protein of 104 amino acids.
AUGAAGAUCCAAGUAGUAAUCCUCCUGGCCAUCGUAACUAUUGUAGCUGCUAAGGAUUCUGCUCAAAUAUACUGCGGGAGACAACUAUCAAGGACCUUAGCCGGUCUUUGCUAUGAGAAAUACUAUAAUCAAGAAAAACGAUCUCAGACAAAUGGAUUUUAUGACUUCGAACAUUCUUCGGAGUACAUUUCACCUUGGCUGGCAGAUUCAAUGGCUCAAAGGCUGAACGGUGGCAGAGGGAAGAAAUCAGUCGGGAUUGUCUCCGAGUGCUGCGACAAGCCGUGUACGAUUGACGAGAUGAUGACUUACUGCUAGAACGCGAUAGAUAUCAGCAGAUGGUAGUUUCAAACAGUCUAGUUAUUUUACUCCUGAUAAAUCAGUGCGACGAAUAUUAUUGAGGCUUAAGGUUCCAUUUA